AUGCUGCGGGCCUUCUCCAUCCCGGGGUCUUCCUACCCACUCUUUUCCCUCAGGCAGAAGGACUCCCGUCUUCCAGUUUGGAGUAACCUCACCCAGACCGAGCAGACCGGCUGCCGCUGCCUUGGCCUCGCCAAUCCCCCUCGUCUCGCCCCGUUGGUGCCGUAUCGGGGAUAUUCAACCGGGGUUCCACGGAAUUCACGCUUCGCAGAUUUGGGCUCCGAAUUGGCCCGACCCCAAGCUGUGGGAGGAGGCGUCGGCUGCGCCUUCGCCGCUGUCUCUGCAGGGGCCAGUGCCAAUGGCGGGGCUCUCGUACUUUUCGUUUCCUGGUGAAAGUUCCUCCGAUAAUCUCAUGCCUCGUUCUUCUUCUUCUUCUUCUUCUUCGUUCGUUAUCCGGGUCAGUUUUAUUUUUUUCCCGGAAGAUGUUGUUCUGGUUAAGUACGGUCGACGAGGGGAUUCCAUUCCUCUUGGAAAUAUUCAUAGCAGCAAAUAAUGGGUCCCUGUAGGGUUUUCAGAAUGGGUUUCAUCCUUCGGGCUAGCAUACGGAAUGACCAAAUGUGCUCCAAAAUUUUAAAGAAAUGCGAAAAUCCCCGCCUUCUACUCUUACACAGUUGAAAAAUAUUUCGAUUUAUUCAAAAUAGGGAUACCUCGAAGAACCUGUAUUCCCUUAUAUCACUUGUUGAAUCUGAUUUCAACUCGUAUGAUGAUCCGUGCUCAUCUGUAGCUUGGUUGAUUCAGCACAGCAACUCCUACUUAGAAAAGUUGGGUUUAUGAGCUGAUUCUGUAUAUUCCUCAGGUAUUUGAAUGCUCUGAACAAGUAUCCGGUUCCCAUGAAAUCUGUAACGUCAGCAUUUCUUACGCUGAUUGGAGAUUUAAUCUGCCAGGUAUUAUUACAAUGCUUCAUCUAAGGAAAUCUAUGAAGAACUUUCUGUGUUUAGCCCUCCAUCGUAAUGCAUGCCUAUGCCGCCUUUCUUUUUUAAAAAGUAACUCACUUUCUAUUAUUGGAUUAUCUAACUCGUGGUUUGCUGGUGUAUGCUUUUAGUUGCUGAUCGAUCGGGUGCCUAACUGGGAUGUGAGGAGAACUUUUGUUUUCACCUUUCUUGGACUUGUUUUGGUGGGCCCGACUUUGCACUUUUGGUAACAGCUGUUUUUUUUUUUAAUUUGGUAUAUUUUGGUCAUGUUCUCUGGAAAAUCCAGUAGUUUUAUUGCACAUGAAUAUGAUAUUGCUCUCAAUAUGGGAAUAUUAUGGGGUGAAAAAGAUUUAGAGGGCUCUAAUGGGCAUUUAUAUUCACAUUUACCGGUAUAUAUCUGGUAAUAACGUCAAUCAAACUAUGCCUGAGAUGGGUGGAUGAGGUGCUGUUGUUGACUUCCACUAAGCUUUCAUAAUGCUUUCCUAACAUGGAAAAAAAGAAUCGACAUGUUCAAUGUAUAUAUAAUGUAUAAGUAUCUUGAUAAUGAUCAAGUAAAGCUUCAAAAGCAUCACCUGAUUCAUAGAGUAAUGAGUUUUUCAUUCUUGAUUUUAAUUUUUUUUUUCCUGCGGUAAGUUGGAUUGAGUGAUGGCUUGUAGGUACCUCUAUUUGAGUAAAUUGGUUACCCUGCAAGGAGCCUCUGGUGCCUUGGUGCGUCUUCUUCUGGAUCAGGCAAGUUCUCUCUCUCUCUCUCUCUCUCUCUCUCUCUCUCUCUCUCUCUGUGAUUCAGGUAAAUCCUAUCCAGUUUUCUUGACUUGGGCUGCUUUCCCCGCAGUUUGUCUUCUCCCCGAUCUUCAUUGGGGUCUUCUUGACCUCCCUGGUGACUCUGGAGGGACGGCCGUCCCAGGUGGUGCCUAAGCUUCAGCAGGUGGCGCUCAGAAUGAAUUCUCAAAUAAAUCCAACACCACCAGGUUGAUGCCUUCGAUGCUUAUAUCUCAUUCCAUCUCAUUCUCUUUCUAGGAGUGGUUUUCCUCCGUGAUAGCCAACUGGAAGCUGUGGAUCCCCUUCCAAUUUCUCAACUUCUGGGUGGUCCCUCAGCAAUUUCAGGUAAUUUCCAUGGCCUUGUGAUAUUCUAUCAGGUGGGUUUUCUUCCCAAGAAAAAAAAAAGGCCAUUGAAGGUGGAGGUGCCAACUGGCUGGGUGGGGCCCUUCCUAGAUAGACCCAAUCUGACCCUCCUCCAUAUGCACCCAUCUAGAGAGAGAGAGAGAGAGAGAGAGAGAGAGAGAGAGGAUGAGUGUUGGUAUUAAGAAUAGAGUCAGGCCUUUUAAUAAUUUAAUUUUCUGUUUAAUUCUGGGAAUAAUCUUAUUGGCCCAGUUUAUUAAUAUAAAUAUAAAUUUCCCCCGACAGGUACUCGGAGCGAACUUUGUGGCUCUGGUCUGGAAUGUCAUUCUCUCUUUCAAAGCCCAUAAAGAGGUCAAACACGGCACCGUCACAGACUAG
Spirodela intermedia is the source of this 2405-nucleotide messenger RNA. Lineage: Eukaryota; Viridiplantae; Streptophyta; Magnoliopsida; Alismatales; Araceae. The record is from the annotation of a GenBank genome assembly.